Molecule: messenger RNA, 2446 nt
Organism: Haliotis rubra (blacklip abalone)
Lineage: Eukaryota; Metazoa; Mollusca; Gastropoda; Lepetellida; Haliotidae
Exons: 14
Coding region: 187-2433 (748 amino acids)
Source: RefSeq, a predicted model, not a curated record
ACAGCAUACUUGCACCAGUAUCCACCCCAUCGACAGUAAGACCCGUUAUACCCAGGGCGGGGUAGCCGUAAAUGCAACACUAUCGUAGCAGAGGCACAGGAAACAGUUGUGAUAUAUUUUGUCUUGUUCCCGACAAUAUUUGGAUAUAUAUCAAAAGCAAGAUCUGAACAUCGACAGAAAGGAAGUAUGGUGUCUGUACAAUACUAUAUGGUGUUCUGGGUCUGUACACUUGCUACGUGGAAUCUCAGCUCAGGAUUGGAAGCGAAUGGUGUAAACGUAGAGGCGUAUACAACUUACAGGUCAUCAGGUUACACAACGAAGUGUGGGUUUUGGAAGUGGGGCCGGUGCACAAGAUACAGGAAGAGGCCGGUCACAAAUUACAGAUGCAAAUCAGGGUACAGAUCAACAGAUAGCAAAGGCUGCCCACAUCCUGUAUGUGACAAUCAGAUACAGUCCGCUGCUUGCAACAUCGAAUACAGGACAUCUCACAUCGUCUACAGUAACGGCAGGACACAGUACAAGAGUGGGGGCAGCUGUACCUCCCCUAGGAUCUGUGCCAACUGUAAUGAAGGCUUUUACCCCAGCAAUGAACGCUGCAGAAUGUGCAGCGCCAUCAGUAACUGUGACCUGGAGACAUGCACCAGCAGCAGCAACCAGGUGUGUAGUCGCUGUGAUGGGGUCGUGCUGGGCCAGGCAGGACACAUGGCGUAUGUGGCGUCUUCUGAUAACAGAUCUUGCAUACAGGCGUGUUCCUGGCGGAGUGACAGCACCCGGUGUUAUCCCGGAACCUGCAGGAACGAGUACGCCAGUAACUGUGCCUGCUCCAGUGGCUUCACAGGGAAACAUUGUCAGACAAUAACAACGAAGCCCACAAUACACUUCAACCGCCUUAGACUGACCACCAGCAACGGUGACACGGCAGAGGCACCUCCCGACAUCAACAGUGGUCCAUCUCAGUCCACCAGCUGGUCAAACAUCAACUCUCCAUCCAGAAUGUACUACAAGUUUACGGGAGAAUACAAAAUGGUACCUCCGUCCAGACAUGCCUUCAUUGAAGACUUCCGUGUGGGAAUUGUCAGUGGUUCUUCUACAUUCAAACUAAAGAGAGGUGCAGGUGUUGUCUCCACUAAGGUCUAUAACUGUGGAGGAGCCAGCCGAACCAGCCCGGACACAGACCUGUACACAUGUGAAGGAAACCCACAAGGGACGUCUGUACUACCUCUGCCCUUCCAACACAGAGAUGUUAUGGAAUUCACUUAUUCAACAAGUAAUGGAGGGUAUGUGGAGGUUCGGGACAAGGAGAGUAACACACUAGUGACCUACUACUACAACGGUGCCACACAGACCCACACCUUUACUAUGUCCAUAGACCUGGUGGAUCCCUAUCACUGUACUGGUACCACUGCCUGUGUUGGCAGCAUGCUGACUGUUCCCGAUGUUAUCAAGACUCCCACAGUGAACUUCCGCUGGAGUGGCUGGUCAGAUACUGAUGCAGGAGUCGACUACUUUGUCAAGGACGUGUAUGAACUCCACGCUACGUCCAACAGCUUCACACUGACUACGGCGGGCGUGUAUUCUGUCGUCCUAACUGCCUAUGACAAGGGAGGUAAUCACAGAAGUACAAGAAGAAUAUUGAUAUAUGAUGGUACUUCAACUGUAACAACACGAGCAAAUACAUCUCUCCGUGUGACAACAGCAUCAUCAGCAACAUCAAAGUGGCAAUCUACAUCAUCAUCAGUGACAGUAGACUGGACCAACAGAUACAUCAACACAGUCCAUCUCAACAACAAGUGGCUCCUUGGCGUAGCUUCUCUGGGUUACAUCAGCUCGGGCUAUGAUGAUAAGGAGGGUGACAGAAGUGUGGCUGCCAUCAACAAUGUUCAAGGUGUAACACAAUUCUUGUCGUCAUACAAAGUUGACCACCAAGGAGGAUCGUCCAUCACCAGUCCACCAGCUGAUAGCCUGUUCACCAGUCAAGCUCUGAGUCAAUCACAGACCAUAACACCCUCACUAGUGGACGGGGACACUGUACGCUUCUGGAUACGAGCCUAUGACAUCAGACGCGAAUUCCUUGAAGAACAUGUGACAGUCCACAUCGACACAUCACCCCCAGUCAUAGAGAACCUUUGGCUGACCAGGGGAGACCGACUCAACAUCAGUGUACAUGGAGCUGAGGAGUUUUCCGAAAUGACAAUGGAGUGGAUUGCAUACGAUGAGCACAGUGGCUUGGAGACGGUGUCAUGGCGUAUUGUAGAUAAAUACCGGGGUUUAGAUAUCGUGCAUGGAGUUCAGCAUAUCACGGCUCAAGGGGACACAAGUGUAAGUAGUUUUCAGUACACACCUAUGUAUGCCAUAGUUGUACUUCUUGCGGUAAUGGAACAUGCGCUUUACUCCAUUACUUCUCUUGUUAAACACACUUUAUCACAUAUUUGACAAUGGAGGUUGG